AUGAACGCGCGUUUAAACAUGAGCCUUGAUGCGAACAAUGAUAUCGUCGAUGAUCUUUCCUCCGGAGACAGCAAUCACCCCCAGACGCCCGCAAGCUGCACGCUUUGCCGCCGCCGCAAGGUGAGGUGCGACCGCACCAUUCCUUGUGGUAAUUGCCAGCGGUCAAAAGCCGAAUGCGUCCCAUUCAUUCCUUCACGGGUAGCACGAGGAAGGCAAGGCGGAAGGAAGAGAAAGAGAGAGGAGGGAGAACUACUGGAGCGAAUUGCGAAAUUGGAGGGCUUGGUCAGAAACAUCGAAGGACAUGAAACGCCACAAAGCGAGCAAGAGAGGACGACUGGCGAGGGUACUGUUGAUGCUACCAGUGCCAAGGCAAGCAGUACACCUCGGGGGGUUUACCACCGAACCCAACCUGCAGCGCCACGGCUAGACAAGUAUCUGGCAAGUUCGUUCUGGGUGAGUCUGAGCGAAGAAAUUCAUGGGCUGAAGGACGUGUUCGGCGGAUCAUCGGAUGAUGGAGACGAAGACGAGGGCGAGCUGACGCCCUCAUCGGACACCUUGAGCUUGGGUCAGCAACACCUGCAACCGUCAAACCAUUCGGGAUUUGCAAUUUUCGGUACAGCGAUCGCCGCGGAUGUCAUUCCUCCAACACCCCAUCAGGUCUACACAUUCUGUGACAUAUACUUGGCCAAUGUUGACCCAAUAUUCAAAGUUUUACAUGGCUCAUCCUUGCGCAAAUACCUGCAAGAGAACGCUGAAGGACUUGAUUGCAGUCCAGGGCGCGGGGGACUAGAUGCAUUAAGAUUCGCCGUCUACUACGCUGCCGUUACAAGUAUGGAUAGUGGGGAGUGCAGACAUCGAAUCGGCGAAGAUAGGACAAUACUGUUGGCAAGAUACCGGACAGGAAUCGAGUCAGCAUUGGUGAAGACGGACUUCCUAAACACGGUCGAAAUGUCGACCUUGCAGGCAUUGGCUAUAUAUCUGGUAUCUGUGCGUGCCAAUGAUAGCAGCCGUCUUAUGUGGACGCUCACAAGCCUUGCAGUCCGCAUAGCUGAGGCUAUGGGUUUGCAUAACGACAGCACUGCUUCGUUUUUUCGACCCUUUGAGCAUGAAAUGCGACGGCGCUUAUGGUGGCAGAUAUGUGACCUCGACUCUCACGCAGCCGAUGACCGUGCGUCAAGUACCGUAAUUGCCGCUGACUCCUUUAGCACGAGAUUGCCUCUACACAUCAAUGACGAGGAUAUAAGUCUCAACUCAUUCGAGGAAGUGAAAGAAAGGGAAGGUUACACGGACAUGACCUUUGCACUGAGCUGUAACGAGGUGUUGGACGCGACAAGGAAAUUAUCAUACGUACCCGCAAGGGAAGUCGCUCAUUCCCAGGCCAGAUCUGAAGAGGUGCGGGGCCAGCGGGUAGACACUGUCAUCAACCUGCAGCGGCACAUUGAAGAGAAAUAUCUGCGUCAUCUCGACCCGACUCGUCCAUUUCACUGGUUUACAAGGAUGGUAGGAGACGUCACUAUUGCCAUCCUGUGGCUUUUCGUUUACCGGCCUAUGAAAAGACGCCCGGGUAGUGUCCCCUCAUCUCAGAUUGCGCAUCCAGACAUCCUUCGGCUUUCGGUCGAUGUCCUCGAGAGAGCCCGUCAACUGGAAACAGAUCCAGCGGUAAGUCCGUUCAGAUGGCUGUGCCAAACUUAUGUGCAAUGGCACCCUUUAGCAGUGACCAUUGCUGAGCUGUGUGUCAAGACGGAGGGCCCAAUGGUCGAGAGGGCAUGGGCGGUCGUUGAGACCGCUUUCCAGCAAAUGGCGCAGCACGUGGCGGAUUCGAACAAGGGCAUGCUUUGGCGGCCAAUCAAGAAGCUGAUGAACAGGGCACGAGGAGUGAGACAGAAGCACCUCACCUCUCGCUCCGCAAUUACGACCCCUUCAUCAUCACUAGCGGCCUUGAAUAAAAUCGAACAGAAGGGCCCUUCGAUCAGCACGGCGUAUUCUAAUCUUGAGAUCAAGGGCUAUACACAGUGGCCGACGAAGAGUAUGACGCCUCCCAUCCUAGAAUAUCAGCAGGCCAAUCCCAUUGCAACCUCGGAACCCUUCGAUUGGGAUCCCUGGCUUACCGCUGCGACGACCCAGAGCCAGUAUAACACUAACAUGGACGAUAUGGCAUGGACGAAUUGGGAAGACUUCAUAGACGAUUUUCAAGCACAAGGUGACACGGCAUGA
This is a messenger RNA of Letharia columbiana, 2214 nucleotides long. RefSeq lists its product as uncharacterized. NCBI's taxonomy places the organism in Eukaryota, Fungi, Ascomycota, Lecanoromycetes, Lecanorales, Parmeliaceae. Gene Ontology annotation, molecular function: DNA binding; zinc ion binding; DNA-binding transcription factor activity, RNA polymerase II-specific. Bases 1 to 2214 code for a protein of 737 amino acids. The transcript has 2 exons. Gene Ontology annotation, biological process: regulation of DNA-templated transcription; DNA-templated transcription. The record is from RefSeq and is a predicted model, not a curated record.